AUGUGCAAACAGUGGCUAUGGUGGCUCAAAGGGAAGCAGCGGCUGCUCCAUGGAAACACGCAACUUAGUGAUGUACUUUUUGUUUCUAGAUUUUGUUCACUCUCAUUAAAUUUUAAGCAAGAAUAUCCACUACCCUACAAAAAGUUCUUCCAACAAAUAUUUUUGUGUGUGCAGCUAAGAUCAAUCUUCCUAUUCAUUCAUUGCACGCUGUUAUUCUGCAGGACCGGCGAAGCGCAAGGUCAUGUACAAGGGAUAAGCUGGUCAAUGAAGGAAAUUCUAAAAGAAAGCGACUACAAGCAACAUUUGAAGGUACAGCCUGUAUUAUGUUACUUCAGAAAUUAG
Molecule: messenger RNA, 342 nt
Organism: Triticum turgidum subsp. durum (durum wheat)
Lineage: Eukaryota; Viridiplantae; Streptophyta; Magnoliopsida; Poales; Poaceae
Source: the annotation of a GenBank genome assembly